This is a messenger RNA of Calypte anna (Anna's hummingbird), 706 nucleotides long. Its product is annotated as transmembrane protein 263. Bases 129 to 512 code for a protein of 127 amino acids. The transcript is spliced from 3 exons. The record is from RefSeq and is a predicted model, not a curated record. Lineage: Eukaryota; Metazoa; Chordata; Aves; Apodiformes; Trochilidae.
CCGGUGUGUGUUUACAUCGGGCAGGAGGAGCCGGAGACCCAGCGCCGGGGGAGACGGGGACGCAGCCGACGGCGACGGCCGCCAGCCCGCCUUUCAUCCCCGUCGGGCGGUGCUCUGGGAGACGCGGGAUGAAGGGACCUACCUUGGAAACACAGAUGGUGGAAGAUGAAACUGAGACACCAAGUGAAGAACUGCCUCCCCAUCUGCAGGAAGAGCCUCCUGAAGAUGCCAGCAGGGACCAUCCACAGGAGCAGGCAGGGGUGAUUUGGAGGAUGACGGGCGGCCUGUUCAGCAUCACCCGGGGAGCCGUGGGGGCCACGUUGGGAGGAGUUGCCUGGGUGGGCAGCAAGAGCCUGGAGCUCACCAAAACAGCUGUGACCAGUGUCCCCGCUGCUGGCGUCGGACUGCUGAAGGGCAGCGUCACGGCGGUGACCGGGGGUGUGGGAGCCGUGGGCAGCGCGGUCGCCGGCAAAGUCCCUUUCACUGCAAAGAAGAAGGACAAAGCUGACUAAUCCCCACCGCAGCUCUCUUCCAAGAAAAUCGACCUGCCCAUUCUCUACCCCCAACACAGCACCUCUUUGAGUUGGAAGCAGCUGCUUCAGGGAGGGUCAAGCACCCAAGCAGACUCCAGCCGCAGCACCUCCAGUCUGGCUCAGAGCUCACAGAGCCACUGUCAAUGCCUUUCAUUCCCAUCACCUACUGGGAA